Prionailurus viverrinus (fishing cat) is the source of this 1277-nucleotide messenger RNA. RefSeq names its product glycoprotein IX platelet (gene GP9). The coding region runs from base 72 to 605 and encodes 177 amino acids. Lineage: Eukaryota; Metazoa; Chordata; Mammalia; Carnivora; Felidae. The transcript has 2 exons. Gene Ontology annotation, molecular function: protein binding. The record is from RefSeq and is a predicted model, not a curated record.
CUCAGCCUCCACCAGGACAGUUCAAGCCACAGAAGAGGGUGCCGACUGCAGGCCUCACAACCAGCCUGCCAAUGCCUGCCUGGGGGGCCCUGUUGCUGCUCUGGGCUGCCGCAGAGGCCACCAAGGACUGCCCGGCGGAGUGCACCUGCCAGGCCCUGGAAACCAUGGGGCUGUCGGUGGACUGCAGGGGGCGGGGGCUCACGGCCCUGCCCACCCUGCCCACCCAGACCCGCCACCUCCUGCUGGCCAAUAACAGCCUUAGCUCCGUGCCUCCGGGUGCCUUCGACUACCUGCCCCAGCUACAGGUCCUCGACGUGACGCAGAACCCCUGGCACUGCGACUGCAGUCUCACCUACCUGCGUCUCUGGCUGGAGGACCGCACGCCCGAGGCCCUGCUGCACGUCCGCUGCGCCAGCCCCAAGCUCGCCACGGCCCACCCCUUGGGCCAGCUCACGGGGUAUGAGCUGGGCAGCUGCGGCUGGCACCUGCAGGCAUCCUGGGCCUACCCGGGCUUCUGGUGGGAUGUGGCGCUGGUGGUCGUGGCCACGCUGGGCCUGGCUCUCCUGGCUGGCCUGCUGUGCACCGCCACAGAGACCCUGGACUGAGCCCAGGACCCUAGGGUCACUCCCCCCAGCCUGAGCCCCCAGUAACCCAAAAUAAACUGCUCAACCAUUGUAUCCAAGCUCAGAAAAAUUGUGUUUCCUCUUGGUACCCAAGUCUGGCUCCUCCUGGAAACCUGGGUCCGUUUUGUUAUAACCUGAUAUCAACUGGGGCUUCUCUGUCCCCCAGGUUCCUAGUAAAAUGGGCUGUUCCACCUCCCCCAUGCCAGCCACCCCCCAUUCCACCAUCUGUGGACAUCCCGAGCCCUUCUUCGGUGCCUGACAGGUCCCAGGACUCCGGUCCGCACGCUCUCCUCUGUCCCAGCGCCCACAUGGAACACUCUGGAGGGCCCAGGCGAAUUUCACAUCAACACGUGGCUCCCGUCCAAAUUCUGCAGAAAGCUGGCUCUCACGACACAGCAGUGAGCAAGCGGGAGGCGCAGAAGACCCCGGGCAGGUGGGAGGAGUUUCCAUCUCUGUGACAGACAUACCUUGAAAGGCACACCACCGUUUACAAAACAGCCUUUUGUGUCCUGGCCACGAAGACACCUGCUUUUCCAGCCCCAUCCUUUCUCAUCUUCUCCUGCAGGGCUUCUCUCCUUUCCUCCUCUCUCUAUCCCUCUUUCUUCAGAAACAAAAGUGGGGCUCCUGGGUGGCUCAGUCGGCUCAGCGCCCAAC